Bacillus rossius redtenbacheri is the source of this 1326-nucleotide messenger RNA. Its product is annotated as trissin receptor-like. The record is from RefSeq and is a predicted model, not a curated record. Gene Ontology annotation, molecular function: neuropeptide Y receptor activity. Gene Ontology annotation, biological process: G protein-coupled receptor signaling pathway. Bases 1 to 1326 code for a protein of 441 amino acids. NCBI's taxonomy places the organism in Eukaryota, Metazoa, Arthropoda, Insecta, Phasmatodea, Bacillidae. Gene Ontology annotation, cellular component: plasma membrane. The transcript has 4 exons.
AUGACCGGCGCAAACUCUUCGUGGCAAAACAAUGAGAUAUUCUUAGAAGGCGCGUUCCCUCCAAGGGAGGUUUACUACGGAAAUGAUUCGGAUCUCAGUGUGAACGUCACGUUCGUCGAAGACUAUUACAUAUUCGACAGGCAAGACGUUCGCGCCAUCUUCAUCACCUUGUACACGAUUGUCUUCUCCUUCUGCUUCUUUGGCAACCUGCUGGUGAUCCUGGUGGUGACGCUGUCGCGCCGCCUGCGCUCCAUCACCAACUUCUUCCUGGCGAACCUGGCGGUGGCCGACCUGUGCGUGGGCACCUUCUGCGUGUUCCAGAACCUCAGCACCUACCUGUGCGACAGCUGGGUGCUCGGCGACACCAUGUGCAAGCUGUACCAGUUCGUGCACAGCCUCAGCUACACGGCGUCCAUCUUCAUCCUCGUGGUGAUCUGCACGGAGCGCUACUUCGCCAUCAUACACCCCAUCACCUGCAAGCAGAUCCUCACGCCCACCCGGCUCGUGCUGGUGAUCGUGGUGGUGUGGCUGAUGAGCGCCGCCUACAGCGCGCCGCGCUUCUUCUGGGUGCGGACCUUCGUGAACCACCUGGACAACAACGUGACGGAGACGAUCUGCGCGCCGCAGCGCAACAAGUACAACUCCAAGCUGUUCGACGUGAUCAACUUCGCGGUGCUGUACCUGGCGCCGCUGUGCGUGAUGACGGUGCUGUACUCGCUGAUCGCCGCGGGGCUGUGGCGCUCCAGCCGCGUGCUGCGGCGGCCGUGCGGCGCGUGCGCGCAGCGGCCCGCCUCGGUGCGCUUCAGGCUGGACCGCGACAGCCAGGUGUCUGUGCGCGGGGGCGCAGACCGCCGGCCCUGCGUCACCGUGCGCGGGGACUCCUCCUGCCGCGCCGCCUCCUCCUCGCACAACGUGCUGCGCGCGCGCCGCGGCGUCGUGCGCAUGCUCAUCGUCGUCGUGCUGACCUUCGCGCUCUGCAACCUGCCCUUCCACGCGCGCAAGAUGUGGCAGUACUGGUCGCCCUCCUACCACGGCUCGUCCACCUUCAGCAAGCUCUUCACGCCGCUCACCUUCCUCGUCACCUACUUCAACUCGGGCGUCAACCCCCUGCUGUACGCCUUCAUGUCGCGCAACUUCCGCAAGGGCAUGCGCGAGCUGCUGUGCUGCGCGCUGCGCGAACCGGCCGGCGCCAAGGCGUCGCGGCGCUCGUCCACGCGCUCCACGGUCAACAGCGCCGUGCUGCGCUCGUCGCUGCGGCUGCCGAGGCGCCGCGCCGAGGCGGGCGAGCUGGUGCGCAGCCGGUCCGAGCGCGCCGGCGCCAGCUGA